This is a messenger RNA of Chanos chanos (milkfish), 2382 nucleotides long. RefSeq names its product AN1-type zinc finger protein 3. The record is from RefSeq and is a predicted model, not a curated record. The transcript is spliced from 6 exons. Gene Ontology annotation, molecular function: zinc ion binding; DNA binding. The coding region runs from base 233 to 925 and encodes 230 amino acids. Lineage: Eukaryota; Metazoa; Chordata; Actinopteri; Gonorynchiformes; Chanidae.
UCCGUUGGACUGUCUGCGGCGGUACAUCUGUUAAAAAAUACAGUUAUAAAAACUCGAAAGGUAAUAACCGUCAGCCGUGUUGGCAACGCUUCCCGCGUUUGAUUUUUUUCUUGUUACUUUGACUAAUUAGUGAGGCGCUUUUUGAUAAACGGCUGCCCAAGGAAUUCGCAACAAUAAGGCCGCGUCCUCAUCCCCGGUCUCACGUACAAGAGCCUUACAUUUUCAGACAGCAAUGGGGGACACAGGGAGUGAACGGAGCAAGCCACCAAGUAUACCUCCGCGCUGCCCUUGUGGGUUUUGGGGGUCAAGCAAAACCAUGAACCUCUGCUCCAAAUGUUUUGCUGACAUCCAGAAGAAACAACCAGAUGAGGACUGCACAACGGAGCCCGCCUCCAGCUCCAGCAAUAGCCAGUCAGCAGUCUUGUGUAGUGAGACAAGCAGCAGCAGUAGCCAAUCCCUGUCAGCGGCAACAGUCAGCUUAGAGGAGCCCUUGUCAGAAGGCACAGCUCUGCCUGCACGUGAUGGUAAGGAAAGGGGUGUCUGUAGCACAGACACAGCCCAUGGCACACUGUCCACUCACACAAAACGGCCCUAUGACUCAGCCUCAGAGUCAGAGAGCGAGGCAUCUCCAGAGAAACGUGUGAGAGUAGGUGAACCCUCAUGUUCAGACGAGUUGGCCUGUGGCUCCAAGCAGAAGAACCGCCGGCGUUGCCAUCGCUGCCAGACCAAACUAGAACUGGUGCAACAGGAGCUGGGAUCCUGCCGCUGUGGUUAUGUGUUCUGCAUGUUACACCGGCUUCCAGAGCAGCAUGACUGUCUUUUUGACCACCUGGGUCGCGGACGUGAGGAGGCUGUGCUGAAGAUGGUCAAACUGGACCGCAAGGUGGGACGCUCCUGCCAGCGGAUUGGCGAAGAGUGCUCCUGAACCAACAGAGGAAGAGGAGAACAGAACACACACAGAGAACAUGAAUACCUUUCCCCUCUCUCCCCAAGUCUGAGCCCUCAAUACUGUCAGCCCUCCAACUCAGCCAGUGCAACGAUUUUACCAUGUAUGAAAGCCCGUCUGCUGUCCCUGUCUACAGUGGGCCAUCCACUCCUCCCCCCACACCCACAGACACACACAGCCUGGUGCUGGCACCCAGUUCCCGAAAACUCCAGAGAAUCCCACUGGCCAUAAUUUGUUGACCUCUUUAUAAGCCCAAGUCUUGUCUCCAUCACACACACCUGCUCAGUUGCAUGUUUCCUCUUCUGCUGCCUCUCCCACCAUAGAAGAUUCCUUAUCCAGGCCACAGGUUAUUCUCAGUCCAUACCCCACCUCACAUUAAGGAUGUGGAACAGCUGGAGGAUUUGGUGUAGAUCUUCACCCUAUUCUCAUAUCACACUGUCUCCCUCCACUGUAACCUCCACUGGGCAAAACAACUCAUGUUUUGGCUGUGUGCAGAGAUGGAUAACUGAGUAGACCAUCAGUAGCCUCCAGCAAAGUGCAGAUGGAUGGUUGGACAGACUAAUGAAGCUUCAUACCCUUGUGUGUACUUUUAAAUUUGAAAGGCUUUGUGUGAAGUCAUUCAUAUGACGUAGCACACCUACGCACACACAGUUGUGAGAGCAGCAGCUCUCCAGGGAUAAGGUUUGUCCUUUGUCCUGUUCACACUCUGUCCUGACACUCACACACAAACACUCAGUUUCUUUCACACAGUGCAGACUGUGUUUGGAGGAUGUGGAUGCAGACUUAGUGAAUUAGUACCCACUGGACCCUUAGCUCUGCUGGAGAAAGGCCCAUCACAGCUUUAAGGGGUCCCAGGCCCUCAUGGUAGCUGAAGUUUAGGUUUGGUUGUAUUAGCUGUGUAUUUGUAUUUGGUUGUAUUAGCUAUGGAAUGACUGAGUUUCAAACCUCAGCUCCCAGGAGUUCCCUGUGAAAUACUGAGUGUGCAGCUCUUUCUGUUGGAAGCAGCCCAGACCUCUCAGUGGAACCCCUGUUUCUCCCUCUCUCUGCCCGGGCUCUCACACACUUAGUGUCUCUCUAUCUCUCUCACCCAUGUCUGGAUGCAUUAAUCUCUCUCCCUUGUGCUCUCUCUGUUCUCACUGCCUCUACUGAACCACUCUCUUUCUUUCUAUUUUCUUUUUUUCUUUCUUUUGGGUACGAGCGAGGGUCAAGGAGAAUGUGCUUAAGGACACAGACGAGGGGCAAGGCAGAGUGCUGCACUUGCCAGCACUUUUUUACUUUUGAGUGUUUUCUUUUUUGAGUUAUUGACAUGGACAAAAACUGAAGAAGAGAAUUAUCCUGCAUUGAAAGGUAUACUUAUUUAACCCUCUUUGUGUUUUUGGAUUAACGGUCACUCUAGAGUAGAGAGCAGUUCUUUUCCUUUGUAGGUUAACAUUGUU